Molecule: messenger RNA, 1616 nt
Organism: Armigeres subalbatus
Lineage: Eukaryota; Metazoa; Arthropoda; Insecta; Diptera; Culicidae
Product: microfibril-associated glycoprotein 4-like
Exons: 3
Coding region: 52-1011 (319 amino acids)
Source: RefSeq, a predicted model, not a curated record
AAAUUACGAAUCUGCUGUUUCCAUCAGUUGAGAAGCAAAUAGCGCCUAAGAAUGAAGAAAGUUCUUUGUUUUGGUUUAUACAUUAUUUUGUUCAUAGCAUAUUGCAAUUCCACUCAAGAUUCUUGUAGUGGAUUUGGAUACGAGUUACUUACAGCCCGUUUGGAUGCCCUCGAAAGUGUUACUUUAAAGUCUCAGCUCAAAUCAGCAGGAGAUGUUCAAAAUCUACGGCACGACGUGCAAGAAUUGACUAGAAACGUCCAAUCAAUGAUGUGGAGGAACUCGGUUGAACAUGGCUCUGAAAGUGACGGUACAAUUCCAUUGCUUAAAAUAAGCAUCUAUUCAAAUAUACAAUUUUGGGAUGUUAUUAUAUUAGGUCUACCACGAUCGUGUAGUGAGGUUCGUUCCAAGAAAUCCGGCAUAUAUCGAUUAGACAUUUCCCGUGGUGUGAAAGAUCCAAUUGCAGUAUUCUGUGAUCAAGACUACGAAGGAGGUGGAUGGCUGGUGUUUCAGAAUCGCUUCAAUGGAGCAGUUGACUUUUAUCGACCAUGGGUUGAGUAUAAGAAUGGGUUUGGAUCGUUGGAUGGAGAGUUCUGGCUUGGGCUUGAGAAAAUCCAUGAGAUUACAUACUCAGGUUCAUACGAACUAGUAAUACAAAUGGAAGGCUUCGACGGAGAGAAAGCAGUUGCACGUUACUCUGAGUUUGCGCUUGACAGUGAACCGGAGUUCUACAACCUGAUCAAACUCGGAUCAUACAAUGGAACUGCCAACGAUGCGCUGAGUUAUCAUUCAGGAGUUAAAUUUUCAACUUUUGAUCGGGAUAACGAUGAACACGAAACGAAUUGUGCAUCAACGUACAUCGGGGCAUGGUGGUAUAAAGCCUGUCACUACAGUAAUUUGAAUUCACGAUAUGGACCGAAUGGUCUUCCGAAUCGUAUCGUAGUGUGGCGUAAAUGGAAAGGGGAUUCAUAUGCAUUGAAGAAGACAAGAAUGAUGAUGAAACUGAAAACAUAAACUAGAUUAUGGAUACAUUCGUAAUAAUUUUAAGAAAUAGAUAUACGUCAUUCCAUAUGAAGUAAGCGAGAAAAAAUGCAAACUUGUAAUCCACUUUCUUAGAAUUAAACAAAAUUUUGACCAGUUGUUUAUGUUUGGGUUAUACCCUCAUUGUAAAUUUUUACAUUGGAUUUUUACGCUUAAAAACCCAAAGUACUCUGUCCUGAUCUUGAGAUACAGGGGUUUAAAAAUAAAAAGUACUUUUUUCACUACGAACAACAUAGAUUUAUUUACUAAUUUUUGAAUAUACACACAUAUAUAAAAACAGUCGGAGGACCGGGUGUGAGUAAACAAAACAAUUUAUUUACUCAUUACUUAAAUUAAGAUACAAUUAAUUCACGAACUAAGUCACUGAUUAACUAUCUAGAAUGGGAACUGAACACUCACUCUGAACUCGAUUGAUUGGGCCCUACUUAGAGCACCUUCACGGGAUUCCUCAUCGCUAUUCUUAUAAUAGCGCUCCUUCCCGAGUGCUAUUUUAGGAUAACGCCCCAUCUUCCCACCGGUGGUUUCUAUUUUAGGUAUAGCGACUAUAUAAACACAUUGAGUUCUCACCGGGCGUUGCU